AUGGAUAACAGGCGCCACCACAUCACACUGUCUCUCAGGUCAUCGAUCAUUAACCUGCAUGAGGCUCAUGUUUCCAUCGGAGAUAUUCCUCGGCAGCUUAGCAUACACAGAACAACCGUGCAUAGAUGGAUACGACGACAAAGAGAAAGAGGAAAUUUACCUAUAUUAACAAGAAGUAGACGACCCCAAUGCACCACUGUUGAGGAAGAUCAUCGAAUCAUUGAAGCAGCUCGACAAACUCCCUUGACAACCGCCGUAGCUAUCAAGAGAGAACAUGGCCUUCAACUUGAUGCCCAAACCAUUCGUAACCGGCUGCAUGAGGAUAAGAUAUUUCAUCAUAUUCCUGCUAAGAAACCCCUCAUGGCUGAAAAACAUAAAGAAGAGAGGUUAGGGUUUGCUUUACAAUAUUACUCAGUGGCCGAUGAUUUCUGGAAGAAGGUUAUCUUUUGUGAUAAGACAUUCUCCACGGAUGAGCAUAGUAGUCUUCACUGCUGGCGUCCAGUUAAUACAAGGUAA
Molecule: messenger RNA, 516 nt
Organism: Macrobrachium nipponense
Lineage: Eukaryota; Metazoa; Arthropoda; Malacostraca; Decapoda; Palaemonidae
Exons: 1
Coding region: 1-516 (171 amino acids)
Biological process (GO): DNA transposition; DNA integration
Molecular function (GO): DNA binding
Source: RefSeq, a predicted model, not a curated record